Marchantia polymorpha subsp. ruderalis is the source of this 1406-nucleotide messenger RNA. Lineage: Eukaryota; Viridiplantae; Streptophyta; Marchantiopsida; Marchantiales; Marchantiaceae. The record is from the annotation of a GenBank genome assembly.
UCAGACGAGAAAGUCUGCAUCUGCUUCGAAAUUAGUUGUGCUAAAGGAUUUCCAAUAGUGUGAGAGCAACUAACGCUGCUUCGUUUGCUAGUUACAGCUUGCUGAUCUUGAAUGCUGAUCUGAUUUGCCAUGACGAAGUGCGAUGAUGAUCUUACAGAGCUCGCAUCUUGAGAGCCUCCUGUCGAAUUUUGACUCCAGUGAUAUCUUUGGCUCUGACCGAGGAUUCAAAGAACUGUGAAGUGUGUUGUGGGCCUGUAUCAAAGUCAGGUCCUACGAGUCUGACAAAUGACGAUGCAAUCUAUUGCAUCAUCGUCUUCACCAUACGGCCAGCGAUGGGUCACAUGUGGCUGUGAAUUCAAGCAGGAAGGUUUGCUUGCAGCUCGAUUGCAGAAGAUUGAGUUCACGAAUAAUUGCCAUCACAAUGUGUACGAACAAGAGUUUGAUAGGGAUCACGCGAGAUCUCUUUCUGAGACUCAAGCUUCAACUGAUAAACCGAUGUCCGAUGGAAGUUGGAGCUACAUAUCGAAAGAAACGUCCUCGUCAAAUCGACAUGCCCUUUGAGCCUUGAGGACCGCCUCAAUCUGGUCAUGCUAUUUCAUUUUACCGGAAGCCUGUUUUUGUAUGUGAUGGAGUGAAUGGUGGAGAAUCCAGAUCACGGAUUCCAGGCUCUUUGCCCUAAUUGCCUGCUGGCAAUAUUGUCGAGCAGGAGCUGUUCCUUAGCGCUAUUGUGAGCCUGAUGAGGUGACGAGGGGCCAUGGAAAUACAGCAGCGAUGGCCAGCAGAGAUUCGAGGUGUAGAUCAGACUCCGGAUGGCUGGACACAUUGUUUCUUCGUUGGUGCCGGUCUCGUAGUGACGUGACUGUGUUGAGUCUAUGGACGACGCUUGUUGUGAGCCAUGAGAGCAGUUGGGCAAAAUGCAGCCCUCAAUGAAUUCAUGGACACCCUUUUCUUAGAGUAUCGCAGACGGAAGUAUCUUCUCCUCCAUAGUGGAUGCACGGGGCAUGGGGCUAUGGUGCACUGAUUGGCACACUAACACGAACGAAGAUGCGUCGAGUAAGAAGAAAAAAAUUAGAUUCCACUAACUUACAAUUCAAAUUAUGGUGACAUUAUGGUGUCAGAACAUGGUCUGGUCUCUCGAUCGCUCGCUCAGGUUUAGAUGUCGAACCGUACUGGAGUUCAUCAUACUGUGUACAGAAAUUAUCAUCAGGGGUAAUAGUUUGAGAAAUAUUGCUCUUGCGACCAACUCACGUGGAGGUUCUGAAGAUUCUAAAGCGGAAUUGAAUUCGACCUCGUUCAGCUUCCACCCUUCAAAUCUGCGAGUUGAAGAUUCUGAAGAUUGAAAAGGGGAACUAUGUUUGAAAACUCUAAAUAUGACCCUCAUAUAGCAGCAACGUUUCAAAGAGCCA